Molecule: messenger RNA, 2138 nt
Organism: Manacus vitellinus (golden-collared manakin)
Lineage: Eukaryota; Metazoa; Chordata; Aves; Passeriformes; Pipridae
Gene: ZNF706
Product: zinc finger protein 706
Exons: 3
Coding region: 23-253 (76 amino acids)
Source: RefSeq, a predicted model, not a curated record
UGUCUUCUUUUUGUUUGUAGAUAUGGCUCGUGGACAGCAGAAGAUUCAGUCGCAGCAGAAAAAUGCCAAAAAGCAAGCUGAGCAAAAAAAGAAACAAGGACAUGAUCAGAAGGCUGCAGCCAAGGCUGCCUUGAUAUAUACCUGCACUGUCUGUAGGACUCAAAUGCCGGAUCCCAAGACCUUCAAACAGCACUUUGAAAGCAAGCAUCCUAAGACUCCACUUCCUCCAGAAUUGGCUGAUGUUCAGGCGUAAAGUUGUCUACAGGCUGAGUUCUAAUCCCGGAUGUACAGCACAGAAGUGGAAAAACAUCUGAAUUGUGCUAGAAGGUCUGAUUUACAAAUUUCCAUCUUUGGCAUUUGGAGGGGGCUUAUUUAAGAGCUUUAGUUUUGACCCUGCAGUAAGAAGCAAUACUAGAAUUGCUGGGAUUUGCGAGUUUACAAUAGAUGUAAAAAUUCUGGCAGUCCAACUAACCCUUGCUAUGCAGCAGGACUGUACAUCUGGCCUUCAAAUGGCUUCCUAAAAUCUAGGACCAUAGUCUCAAAGACUCAUUCACUUAAAAGAAUGCACUUGGUAUUUUAUUAUAUAAAGUCAAAGCCUUUGUCUUCAUCCACUCAUUUGCUCUUUAUUGAACUACUUCUGUGAGACUAGCUUCCUGUCCUCUUUGCUGUGACAGUAUCUCUGUAAAUACUUACUUUGGCAUAAAGUUACUCUGUAUUAUAGUCACUCUGGGAUAACCUGUAUACCACUUAACUUUUAUAGAUAAUGUUAUUCUCCUCAGCGUAAUCCACUACUGCACUUGUACACCUGACAUGAGAAUGUAACGCUUGAUUUAUUUUUCUUUAAUGUUAUCAAUACAUAUAUCCCAACAAACUGGCUCCACAAGGCAAGAAAUCUGCUCUUGACCUUUGUGCUGUAUGGGGGAGAGGUACUGCAAUGUUCUAAUGCUGUAGUUUGUCUAAGAAUACGCUGAGUGCAAAUGGAUAAAGAUGUUUCUUGCGCUGAUUGGUAUUUGAUAAUCUGGUUUUACUUUGAAAAAUGUUUGGGGAUGUAUCCCUAUAGCUUGGUCCUGAGGUGAAGUAUAUGUUCUAUUCCUUCAAUUCAGAUUGUGUAGCAUUAAAUAAAAAGACUUUGUUUCAUAAACAAUCUCUCUUAAUGAGCACUGAAGAGUUGGAAAGCUGCAUCAGUAGUGGGAUGAUUAACUUCAGUUAGAACUGUGUUUUCAAAACUCCAUGAUGCUCAAGUUGAAAAUACCUUAUGAAACGAUGGGGCUUCUAUUAUUGGAAGGAAAGCAUGAUACUUGGUUCAAUAAGAUCCCUAGCUACAAUAGCUGUAAUCUCAAUUACAGAACUAAAUGAAAGCUAUGACUGAAAUGUUAUAAAGGCUGUCCCAAAUGUGGGAAUAGUCCUCAUUUAGAAUUAUCUGCAAUACUCCUUAUACCUAAAAGGUCAGUGGAAGGACUAGUUCUCCAUCAUCUCUUCCUGAUCUGGAGGUAACACACCCUGGUACCUGGCUAAAGACACAGUUGUGUGUUGUAAUGUGUCUGAUUAAAGAGAAUUAAAAAUGUAAAAUGUAAAAUGUCGUAUUUCCUGCCUGCUUUUAAGAUCAAGUAUUGCUGCACCUAGAAAAUUAAUUUCCUGGCUGUGGACAGCCAUGGAACUUGAAGCUGUCUAACUGUGCAAGAAAGAAAAAAGGCAUGGAAAGCUUCCUGUGUUUCCUUGAGAAAGAUUCAUCUUUGUGCAGGGUCAGCAUUCAGGUAAAGGGGUUUUAUGGUGUCAGUAUGGACAUCAGCUGUCAUGGAUACUUGUGGAACAACUUUAAAGAGUGAUUUUGGAUUUUCAGAAGCCCACAUCUUCUGGGAAUCUCUUUAAGCAGCAUCUGAAAUCACAUUUUAAGCGACACUUAAAAUGUUCUGAAAAAAUGUCUCACUUUAGAUCUUGGAGUAAAAGAAGGUGUGAUUAUGGUGAAGCCAUCUUGGAGACUAUUGAAUAAUCAAGAACAGUUUUGCAAUUUUGUUAAUCAGACUUACUUAGGCUUGUUUCUUUACGUCUGCUUUACACUGUUGAAGGGCUUCUGGUUUGUUGUUAUCAAAAAACUGUGUGAAAGAUCUGAAAUAAAAGUUGAAGACAGUUGCUGCAUA